AUGUCUGCUAGCACCACUCCUUCUUCAUUCUCUAAUCUCAGCUUCGCACCUCUCGACCCGCACUAUGCACUGAAAGGGCGUUUCGCCGCGGAUGACUACGAGAAGAAAGUCAUCCUAGGAUCUGGGAUUUAUCGAGAUGACAACUCGCAACCAUGGGUGUUACCUACCGUCAAAAAGGCCGAAGAGUUCAUCGACAAAACCCAAGACUCCGGUCGAUACGAAUAUCUCCCCAUCACCGGCUACGCACCCUUCCACAACGCAGCUCGCAAUCUUCUUUUUGGUCCAUUGGACGACGGUACUAACGCAGACCAAUUCGUCUCCGUGCACACACUCGCCGGCACAGGAGCCAACAGUCUCGGCGCUCGCUUCUUGCGCGAAGCAUUGAAUCCGACUGCAGUCUGGCUAUCCGAUCCCACAUGGGUAAAUCACUAUAACAUCUGGAGUCUGGUGGGCGGAGUCGAGGUCAAGAGCUAUCCAUAUUGGGAUGCUGAGAAGAAGGGACUCGAUUUUGAGAAUCUGAUCCAAACGUKGGAGACACAAGCCACAAGGGGGGAUGUCAUUGUACUGCAUGCUUGUGCGCAUAAUCCCACGGGGGUUGAUCCGAGCAAAGAGCAGUGGAAAAUUAUUGCGGCUUUGUGUGAGAGGAAGGGCCUUUUUCCGUUUUUUGAUUGUGCCUAUUUAGGAUUUGCAAGCGGCAACAUUGACGAAGACGCCUGGGCCGUGAGACACUUCCUAUCCCGGAAAACGCUCGAGCUCGCAGUUGCGCAGUCCUUCUCCAAAAACAUGGGCCUCUACGGCGAGAGAGUAGGCGCCUUUCAUCUGUACACUUCCUCGGCCGAAGCAGCGACAAAGGCGGUAGGCCAGCUUGAGCGUUUACAGCGUGGCCAGGUUUCGAAUCCGCCUGCUAGAGGAGGCAGAAUCGCGGCUGCGAUAUUGACGACUCCUAGCUUGUACCGAGAAUGGCUGUUGGAUUUGCAAGAUAUGGCCGAGAGGAUCAAAGGUAUGCGCACGGCGCUUAGAGAUCAGUUGGUUUCUUUAGGGACGCCAGGGGAUUGGGACCAUAUUCCAUCACAGAUUGGAAUGUUUUCGUACACCGGUCUUACUCCUGAGCAGGUGGACAUCAUGCAGGCGGAUCACCACGUUUAUGUCCUGAAAAUGACUACCGCAAAUGUCGUGCAUGUAGCAAAGGCGAUAGAUGGUGCUGUGAGGAAGUCGCCAAGGUAG
Messenger RNA from Talaromyces amestolkiae, 1224 nucleotides. RefSeq lists its product as uncharacterized. Gene Ontology annotation, biological process: L-aspartate biosynthetic process. Gene Ontology annotation, cellular component: cytosol. The record is from RefSeq and is a predicted model, not a curated record. The transcript is spliced from 5 exons. Gene Ontology annotation, molecular function: L-aspartate:2-oxoglutarate transaminase activity; pyridoxal phosphate binding. NCBI's taxonomy places the organism in Eukaryota, Fungi, Ascomycota, Eurotiomycetes, Eurotiales, Trichocomaceae. The coding region runs from base 1 to 1224 and encodes 407 amino acids.